AUGCAGAGAGAUCGCUUGUUAGGCGAGCAGCCAAGGGAAAAGGCAGCAGCUUGGCCUCAUUUGAACGCGGUCGAAGAAGGAAAAAGGCCAAGCGAGGAAAGAAAAAGAAGAAAAUGGGACCUCAUGAAACAAUUUGCCGAAAAGAAUGUCAAAUCGAACAAGAAGAAGAUCAACAAUCUUCUGAACAAAAUCGACAGCAAGACUAAAAAUUCCCUUCCGCUUCCUGGCCAAAGAAGCAACCAGUGCCUUCCUUUCGACGAGACAGAAAGAUAUCAACGAAAAAUGACCCAGCAAGGUCGACGAAACUCGAGAAUGGACAAGAAAGCGGCCAGAAAAGCCAGUCAGUCUGAGCGAAAAGCUUCCCGACUCUUCAAUGACGAUUUGGUCGAGCGAAAACGUCGUGAAACAGAGCUCAAUGAUGACGACUACGAUUACGACUACGACUAUGACUACGAUUAUGAGUACGCAGAGUAUGACAACUAUGAAGAUUACAUUCUUUACGGAGACCACACUUCCGACUACGACGACGAAUUCGGCGAGAAGAAUCCUGGAGAGAGCAAAGAUGGAGUUAUCGCUUCUAGUCUCAAUGUGCGAGGAAGACGAGGAAAGAAGAAGGGAAAACUUGGGCCAAAACGAAUCUGGUUCAAUAUGCUACAGGGCGCUCGAGGAUUCAUCCUUUCCGACCUGAAAUUCUGCGCAAAUCAGCGAGCUCUCCUCAAACGAAUCGACGGGUUGGAAAAGAAAGUCAAAGUAAACGCGCCAAUUCUGAACCAGCCGCCUCCAAAAUGCAAGGGCAGAAAAUGCAAGAAGAAGGGCAAGUCUGGCUGA
Messenger RNA from Oikopleura dioica, 828 nucleotides. The record is from the annotation of a GenBank genome assembly. NCBI's taxonomy places the organism in Eukaryota, Metazoa, Chordata, Appendicularia, Copelata, Oikopleuridae.